GGCAUUCAUCGCCUGCAUUGAUGCCACGUCACGUGUCCGGGCCCACGGGUCCCACUACCUUAUGAGCAUUUAUGCUUCAGCUCCGUUAUCUCUCCGCCGCCGCAGCGUCGUCCCCUCGAAAAAGUAAAGCGACCGUCUCGCCAGCCCUUCGUUUCUUUCCUUAACUCCUGCAACUCGUACUCUGCAACUCUUUUCCCUCUCUAUCUCUCACUCACUCACUCACAUUAAGGACUCUAUGGCCCGAAAGACCUAAAUAAACCUUGUGGAGAUAGUUCUGUAAUGUCGUGAGUAGUUAUGGGAAGAAAGAGCAGAAGCUCAUGGCUGACGGCGGUCAAAAGAGCCUUCAGGUCUCCCACAAAAGACUCAGAGAAAAAGUCUGCGCAUGAAGAGAACGACACUAGCAAGAAGAAGGAGAAGAGGAGAUGGUUAUUUCUCAAGUCUUCGAGCAACGGUCAGCAACAGCAACCAGUUAAUAUAAAUCAGCCGCCUGCGGUGGUGGUAACUCAGGAGCAGAGGCGCGACAUGGCUUUAGCCGCCGCAACUUCUGCGGCUGCCGAGGCCGCUCAAGCCGCCGUGGAGGUGGUCCGGUUAUCCAGACCAUCGGAUUGCUUCGCGAGGGAGCAUUACUUCGCCAUUGUUAUCCAAACGGCCUUUCGUGGCUACCUUGCAAGGAGGGCUCUUCGGGCGUUGAAGGGGCUGGUAAAGCUUCAAGCUUUGGUUAGAGGGCACAAUGUUCGGAAGCAAGCUAACAUGACUCUUAGAUGUAUGCAAGCGUUAUUGAGAGUUCAGGCGCGAGUUAGGGAUCAGCGCAUGCGGUUGUCUCAAUCACAUGACGCCGCUCAUUGCAGUAGCUACAAGUCUUCGCUAAGCUGCGACACCAAUAUCGGAGACUUGAGAUAUCUUCAGAACUUCGUCGAGAGGAGAUCUAUAAACUCGAGAGAAGGAAGAAUAUACGCCGAAAACUGCGACGACCAUCUCCAUACCAUAGAGGAUAUCCAGGCGACGCCGAAGAUUAGGAAAGAAGAUGGAUUGAGAAGAGAGAAGAUUUGGAGAUCAGAUAUCAGUCUCUCUCCAUCGGUGGAUAACAUUGAGCCAGAAACAACGCCAUCGAGGUGGCUGGAAGGGUGGAUUGCCUCACGAACAUCCUUCGACAACCGAAGCAGCAGCUGGGGAAGAGGAUCCACUGACCACCGCGACCCAAUCAAGACACUUGAAAUCGACACUGCUCGGCCAUUCUCCUACACUGCAUACCGCCGGCAUUCUCCGGGUGCGCCUCCUAUCAAAACUCAACCCCACCACUCUCCUGCAACUCCAUCACCAUUAAAGGCGCCGCCUUUACAAGUUCGCUCCGCGAGCCCUCGCUACGCCCACACACCAAGCUUAUCAGCGGCCCGUGCUGUGCCGAACUAUAUGGUGGCGACGGAGUCUGCGAAAGCGCGGCUGAGAUCUCAGAGCGCUCCCAGGCAGAGAUUGGCAACGCCGGAGAGGGAGAGGGAGAGGGUGGGAUCAGUGAAGAAGAGACUGUCGUAUCAGGUGCCGGAAGUUUACUGCGGGAAUAGUUUAAGAAGCCCGAGCUUCAAGAGCGCAAUGGCGGGGCCUGGAUCGGAGCAAAGUUCGAAUUUUCUAUCGAUGUAUACAGAGAGCGAGGUAUCGCCGUCUUCGACGACGGAUCUCCGGCGGUGGAUGCGGUGAUGAAAAAAUGGAUUUUUCUGAUUUGAUUUGUUGCUUUUUUAUUUGGUAUUGUUGUAUGGUGUUGGAUUGUCUGUUUGUUCGCUCUGCUUUUAGGGAUCUUUCGGUGACUAACUAAUGGGGCGACAGUGGUUGUUGGUGGUGGCUUGUUUCAUUUUGGAUUUCUGAUUAAAUUGUGCUGAAUGAAUGAAUGAAUCAUGUGCAACUUUCUUUUCUUUGUUUUUCAGUGGAAAGUGGAGUCAGGACUUACUAUUAUAAAUAAUUUGUUUGAAUUUUGAUCACUGUUCCAGUUGCU
Phalaenopsis equestris is the source of this 1984-nucleotide messenger RNA. RefSeq names its product protein IQ-DOMAIN 1-like. The record is from RefSeq and is a predicted model, not a curated record. Lineage: Eukaryota; Viridiplantae; Streptophyta; Magnoliopsida; Asparagales; Orchidaceae. Gene Ontology annotation, molecular function: protein binding.